Molecule: messenger RNA, 2860 nt
Organism: Solanum tuberosum (potato)
Lineage: Eukaryota; Viridiplantae; Streptophyta; Magnoliopsida; Solanales; Solanaceae
Product: DNA repair protein RAD16-like
Exons: 17
Coding region: 124-2595 (823 amino acids)
Biological process (GO): nucleotide-excision repair
Cellular component (GO): nucleus
Molecular function (GO): ATP binding; metal ion binding; ATP-dependent activity, acting on DNA
Source: RefSeq, a predicted model, not a curated record
UUCUAGAGAAAGUGAAACAACUGCUGCUGAGCGUUUGGCCCCUCGCUCUCGCCGGAGAAUCGGAAGCUCUUCGUUUUCCGGUGAUUAGAGUUACCGAGCUCUGACAAGUAUAAUCAUAGAGACAUGUCUGCAGAUUCGAUGCACAAUCCAAGCUUAAAUGAGGAAGUUGUUCACACAGCAGAAGUUUUCAAUAUGGUGAAACAAGAACAAAUGGAUGUAGUUACUGAAAAAGAGUGGGAGUAUCGUGCAUUGAAGGCAAGGAUAGAAGAAAGGAAAAAAGACCGCAAGAAGAAACAAGAGGACAGACCAACUUUAAUGUGGGAGACUUGGGAAGAAACAUAUGACAAAUGGCUUGUGAAACACUUCGCAGAUGAUUUGGAUAAUCAGAAUGAGUUUUUGUGUGAAACGGCGGAGCCAUCAUCAGAUAUGAUUGUGCCAUUGUUCAGGUACCAGAAAGAGUGGUUGUUUUGGGCACUUAAGCAAGAAGAAUCUUCAUCCAAAGGGGGUAUUCUUGCUGAUGAGAUGGGAAUGGGGAAGACCAUCCAAGCGAUAGCACUUGUGCUUGCUAAACGGGAACUAGGGAAAACAAUUAGCAAAUCUAGUUUAUUGUCAUCUUCAUCCAGUACUAAGCAGGAACUCUCAGCAGUAAAAGGCACUCUUAUCUUAUGUCCUAUGGUUGCUGUCCUUCAGUGGGUUACUGAGAUCAAUCGAUGCACCAUUGAAGGUAGCAACAAAAUUCUUGUGUAUCAUGGUUCCAACAGAAGGAAACUUAGCCACGAUAUUGAAGAAUAUGAUUUUGUCAUCACCACAUACUCCACUGUUGAGGCUGAAUAUAGGAAAUAUGUCAUGCAGCCAAAACAAAAGUGCAAGUGGUGUGGCAAAGCAUAUUAUGAAGAAAAGUUGCCCAUUCACCAGAAGAGGUAUUGUGGACCAGAUGGUGUUAAAACUGCCAAGCAGUCAAAGAAGCAGAGGAAGAAGUUAAAACUUGACGGGGAAUUGUUGAUGCAGCAAACAGAUUCUACUGAGUCAGAGACUUAUUUGCAGAUAACAGAUUAUAUGGAAUCAGAGACGAAUGUGCAGGAAGAAGGUUCUACCCCGGAGACUGAUAUGAAGAAAACGGGUCGUAGGAAGAAGUCAAUUUUGCAUUCAGUGAAGUGGGAUCGCAUCAUCUUGGAUGAGGCUCAUUAUGUAAAAGAUAGGCGCUGCAACACGACAAAAGCUACUCUUAGUUUGAAAUCUUCUUAUAAGUGGGCCUUAAGUGGUACUCCGAUUCAGAAUCUUGUUGGAGAAUUGUAUUCACUUGUCCGUUUCCUACAAAUAGUACCCUACUCAUUUUACUUUUGCAAGGACUGUGAUUGCAGAACACUUGACUAUAGGUACUCUACAUCCGAGUGCCCACAAUGCCCCCACAAAUCAGUACGGCACUUUUGCUGGUGGAACAGAUACAUUGCUACACCUAUAAAACGUGAAGGAAGUUAUGGGAGUGGUAGAGAUGCGAUGUUCCUUUUGAAGCAUAAAAUUCUAAAAAGCAUCCUACUAAGGCGUAGUAAAAAAGGAAGAGCUGCUGAUCUUGCUCUUCCUCUUAAAAUUGUUACUUUGAGAAAAGAUUCUUUGGAUGUCAUAGAAGAAGACUACUACACGUCAUUGUACAAUAAAAGCCAGGCACAAUUUAAUACUUAUGUUAAAGGUGGAACAUUGAUGAAUAACUAUGCACACAUUUUUGAGCUGCUUACACGCCUACGGCAGGCAGUUGAUCAUCCUUAUCUUGUGGUGUACUCGACUACUGCUUUGGCUAAAAUGGCAAACUCUGGAAAUGUUGAGCAACCUUGUGGCUUAUGUCAUGAUGCAGUAGAAGAUCCAGCUGUUACUUCUUGCAUGCAUGUCUUUUGCAAGACGUGUUUGAUAGAGUUUGCUGCAAGUGUUAGACAAGUGCCAUGCCCUCUGUGUUCUGAACUACUUACAAUUGACUUCACUGUAAAUAUUGAUAUGGUGGAUCAGAAUUCUAAACAGACUCUCAAAGGGUUUAGAUCCUCAAGUAUACUGAACAGAAUUCAGCUAGACGAUUUCCAGUCCAGCACUAAAAUAGAUGCUUUGAGGGAAGAAAUUAGGUUCAUGAUUGAAAGAGAUGGUUCUGCAAAAGGAAUAGUUUUCAGCCAGUUCACAUCGUUUUUGGAUUUGAUACACUAUUCUCUUCAGAAGUCGGGCAUCAAUUGUGUUCAAUUAGUCGGAUCUAUGUCUAUUGACGCAAGAGCUGCAGCAGUUACCAAAUUUACUGAGGAUCCAGAUUGCCGGAUAUUUCUUAUGAGCUUAAAAGCUGGAAGUGUUGCACUCAAUCUUACGGUUGCAUCACAGGUUUUCAUGAUGGAUCCUUGGUGGAAUCCUGCUGUGGAGCGCCAAGCACAAGACCGAAUUCAUCGAAUAGGGCAAUAUAAACCCGUCAGGAUUGUGAGAUUUGUGAUUGAAAAUACAGUUGAAGAGAAGAUCUUAAAGUUACAGGAGAAGAAGGAACUUGUUUUUGAAGGGACAAUUGGUGGCUCUUCAGAGGCCUUUGCAAAGCUAACUGAAGCAGACUUGAAAUUCUUGUUUACAACUUAAAUUGGUUGAUAUUUUGCUCUUUAGUUCAAGAAGCAGAUUCACUUUUAUUUUUUGCUUUUAGAACAAAGUUUGUUCAUAGACUAGUCGUCUGCUGCCCAUGCUAUGUAUAUAUACUUCUGAAUUUAGCCAUAUCCCUUUUGGAUUGUCCAGGAAAUGUCGCUUUUGCAUCACCAUCAUUAGCUUAUGAUCUUAUUCCAGUCAAAGAGUGAACAAUUAACUAAAUCUGGGCAGAGUAUCUAUGUGGUUCCCUUUUCAGCACAAUCAA